UAUUCAUAUGAUACACAAGUGCGUCACAUGUUGAAGCUCAAUGUCGCCCACAUUUCUCUUUAACGCUCGUUACCACUAUGAACCACUGUGCAAGAAAUGUAUUUGUUGGCAAAUGGAAUUUCCUUCUCCGACCUCUAGAAAAAACACGGACUAAAUGCCAUCAAUGUUCGGGAUCGGCGCUUGUUUGCUUCAGCCGGAGUCAGACCACGGCCACGGAGCAAGCUCCAGAUCCUGGAAAAGGAGAAAAAACUCCACUUCGUGCUAUUGACUUGGCUAGAAAGCUCCGGCAGGAGAAGUCCAGUACCCGUACAGCGGAACCCCCUUUGUCCGACCAACAGAAGAGGGUAAUGGACUUGAAACGGUUCAGUCUGCAGCUUCAAAAUGUUCAUCCUAAUGUGCUGGCUAAGCACCUGAGCAAAAGCGUGUUGUACCAGGACCAGCAUUUGGUCAUAAUCAACAAACCGUAUGGUCUUCCUGUGAAAGAUUCCAAUGGGGAGACCUCCAUAUCUUCUGUGCUUCCUGUCCUCUCCAAAAUGAUGGACGGAAUAAAAGUCAGGUCCGACUCCCAGCUGCUGCCCUGCCUGGGCCUGGAGAAAGAGAUGACUGGCGCUCUCCUGCUGGCAAGGAGCGAAGAAGCAGUGGAACAUGUACUGGAGCUCAACAGUAGUAGUCAAGUGCAGAGAAAGUACUGGGUUGUCACAGCGGGCAUACCGGUGCCAUCUGAAGGCAUGAUUGACAUUCCCAUCAUUGAGAGAGCAGUCACCGGCUCUCAGCCUCACUACAAGAUGGCUUUAAGCCCCAUUUACAGAAUGAAUGACGCCGGCAGUGGACUAACGAAAGUCAGAGCCAAUCGCCAAUCCCUUCCUGCAGUCACAAAGUACAAAGUCCUGGAUAGUCAUGGUGGAUGUAGCCUUGUUGAACUGGAGCCUCUUACUGGAGUGAAGCACCAGAUUAGGGUUCAUAUGGCAUUCGCAAUGUCAUGCCUCAUUUUAGGAGACCAUAAAUAUUCACAUUGGAGCAAACUGGCACCACAGAAAUUACCGGAGCGCGUGCUGGGGAAGCUUGGUCUGGAACAGAGCAAGAGCCGGCAUCUUCCGCUUCACUUGCAUGCUCGUCAGCUGACGCUGCCUAGAAUCGGUCAUGGCACUGUCAGUGUGCGAUGCCCACUGCCAAAGUUUUUUACUCAAACACUCAGCCGACUGAAUUUAACUUUCCCUAAGGAAAACGAUGACAACCAACCACCUUGCAAUGUUGUAUGAGUGUGACCAUUAAUUUGAUACUGUACAGUGUAAUUUUAAUAAAGGCAUCUUAACUAGUUUGGUUGAUUUGAGGCGUCAUAUAUAAAUGGCACAGUAGUCAAGAUAACUCUCAAUGCAAGGCCUGUCCACUUGUAUUUAAUCAUCUGUACAGAAAGAUGUUGAACAUGUCUAUGAAUCUCAAUAACCUUCAACCUGAGAAAGUUUCAAGCCUUCCGAAAGACAAUUUAGUGCUUUAUCUCGAAACAUAUUAGAUCAAACACUUUGAAAACAGGCACAAGGUUAUCUUUGUACAUAUCAACACAAUACAAAAACGUGAGCAGUGGUCCCUGCGAGGAGGUUGGCAUGGUAACAAAACAUGAGGUUAAAGAAAAGUAAAUGGUUAAAUAACCUCAUGUUGACAAUACUUUAAAGUUUUUUCCUCAAGUCUUGAACGCAGUAAUGCACAAUUUCUCAGAGAGCUUCAAUGAUUCAUUCAUUGGGUUCUCCAUUUGAUUGUUGAGGCGGCAUGUUUAUUGAGCCGAGCAAAGGGAAGCUGAGUCAACAAUCAGUGAUGGAAUUGAACAAUCUUCCUCUUGCUCCAUGUCGUUCCGCUCUUUUAACUCUCGGACGCGGCACCGAUGAUCUCCUGGAUCUCUCUAACGACCAGGAUGCGUGCCAGCGUUUGCUCCACCUGCUUACUCGUGAGGGGCUGAGAGGAAUACCACAUGGGACUGUUGGGCGCCACAACGUGCUCAGGAGUCAUGUAGUACACGUCGUUACGACCUUUGACGCUUUGCGGGCUGGAACAGGGUAAAAAAAAAAAAAAAAAAAAAAAAAAAGGCAUAUAAAACCAGAAAUAUUCACAUAUUUGUUUGAGUGAGCGACUUACCAUUUGAAUAGAUAAAAAUCAUAAAGUUUGAUCGGACACCGAAGUGGGUUCUCUGGAUCCUCGAUCUGCUCAUCAUAUAGAUCAUCCGAUCCUGUCAAAAAGUCAUGCAAAUAAGUAAAAAAUGCGAACUUUAAAAAAAAAAAAAGUGAAUGUAAAGUACCUUUAUGAGAACUUUGCCCUUUCAGAAGGCGGAUACUAGUUGCUUUGUCCUUUGCAUUAGUGGGGUUUUUCCUGGUGUGUCUCAAGACCUUAGAGAAGGCCACUUUCAGGUGCUGCUCAGGUGUGAGCAGACGAAAACACCUGAAGCAAAAGCAUGUGAGAGUUCAGCCGUCCAUCUAAGGUGUUCAGCUUGUAAGAGGUCGUCACAACAAAAAUUGAAUGUUUUUUCCAUUUUCAUUUUUACUAUAGUGGGAACAGGUGGGUAGCAACCCACUGCCGUAGAGGUCCAAUCCUUUUUUUUCUUCUUCCCCAUGUCCUUUCAUCUCCAAUUUGACUGGGGUGUUGACAGUGAUUGGACGUCUAUUGCCAUCAAUAGCAGCCAAUGAGCUAAUACUUAAAAGUAAAAAUAACAUUUAAAAAACCUGUUCUUUUACACCCAAUUUCAAUCCUCUCAAAAUGAUGUGACCAGAAACAUCCAAAUAGUUUCAUAUGCCUUUGUUUACGAAUUGUGCUUGCGAACGCUUCAAUCAAAAGUGGCACACUUAUGAAGAAGGAAACCGUAAUUACCGUAAUUUUCAGAAUAUAGGGCCAACCUAACUAUAAGCCAACACCCACCAAAUUUGACAUGAAAACGGCAUUUGUUCAGAGAUAACUGCACUGGACUAUAAACCGCAGCUGUCCUCACUGUAUUAUGAGAUAUUUACACCAAAACAUAUUAUUCCGUAACACUUUAUUUAACAGCAGCAUCCUAAGACUGUCAUAAAUCCAUCAUAAUUAUGGCAUGACACUGUCAUGAGCAAUAAUUAAUGCUUAUGACAGAUGUCCAUUUAGGCUACGUUCAUAUUAGGCUAGGUC
This is a messenger RNA of Corythoichthys intestinalis (scribbled pipefish), 3141 nucleotides long. Its product is annotated as pseudouridylate synthase RPUSD4, mitochondrial. The transcript is spliced from 6 exons. The record is from RefSeq and is a predicted model, not a curated record. Gene Ontology annotation, biological process: enzyme-directed rRNA pseudouridine synthesis. Lineage: Eukaryota; Metazoa; Chordata; Actinopteri; Syngnathiformes; Syngnathidae. The coding region runs from base 78 to 1259 and encodes 393 amino acids. Gene Ontology annotation, molecular function: pseudouridine synthase activity; RNA binding.